Molecule: messenger RNA, 771 nt
Organism: Notodromas monacha
Lineage: Eukaryota; Metazoa; Arthropoda; Ostracoda; Podocopida; Cyprididae
Source: the annotation of a GenBank genome assembly
AAUCACUCAUACAGAAACACGCCCGCAUUGGACUCCGUAAAGAGAAAAUUUUCUUUCAUGAUGACUUAUUACACCGAUUGAUUAUGGAAAUUUCGAACUCCUUGUCUCCAUUCACUUUUCAUCACAUGGGACUUUUACAGGGUUUUCCUCGUCGCCAGCAUCCCAGCCUUUAUUUCCCAAUCUUCGUCCCACCCAUGAUAUUCGGAUAGAUUCGAGACCUUUAGGACUACAGGGAUAUAACGUUAGGCAAGCAUCAAGAUGGCGCUGGUGGUGGUGUCGGAGGACAUCAGCAAGAUGAUGACCCCUGUCAGCCUGAGCCGGAAGGACUCCGCGUCGUGUCUGGACGACUGGGUCGGUCGGGAACUCGUGCACGCACCCAAGACGUCACCGUCAGCGUCGAGUGCUGUCACCAGGGUCGACGCCAUCGCGACCAGAGCACCCGUCGAUGUCACUGACGUAUCUGGCAAGCGGGUGAAAAUUCUGCAAACUGAGUCACUCAUCCUGUUGUUCGUGGUUUUCACCACGUUCGUGGCUCUCGGAGGUUCUUUGUCCAUUGUUGGCCCUACAUUGACGGACCUGGGAUAUCUCCUGGGACGUCAAACAAAGGAUCUUUAUGUGCUGUUCGUCGCCAAUUCUAUCGGCUACGUAGUUGGCACAUUAAUUAGUUUGAUAUCCUACAGAGUUUUGCCAAAGUUGAUUUGCAUGUUCGUCGCGUCCAUCGGGCUGGGAGCCUCGCUGAUCUCCAUCGCAUUUUGGCGAGACUUGCUCCUC